Messenger RNA from Ostrinia nubilalis (European corn borer), 2906 nucleotides. Its product is annotated as periodic tryptophan protein 2 homolog. NCBI's taxonomy places the organism in Eukaryota, Metazoa, Arthropoda, Insecta, Lepidoptera, Crambidae. Gene Ontology annotation, cellular component: Pwp2p-containing subcomplex of 90S preribosome; small-subunit processome. The transcript has 17 exons. Gene Ontology annotation, biological process: ribosomal small subunit assembly; maturation of SSU-rRNA from tricistronic rRNA transcript (SSU-rRNA, 5.8S rRNA, LSU-rRNA). The record is from RefSeq and is a predicted model, not a curated record. The coding region runs from base 131 to 2887 and encodes 918 amino acids. Gene Ontology annotation, molecular function: protein binding.
GUCAUUUUCACGUGGUGCUUCUUUGCUAAAAUGUGGAUUUCUCGUCAUAAUUUUUAAAGAUUUUAUUAGUUUUCUAUAAAUAUAACAUAUUCUCAUAAGUGUUAUAAACAAAAUUUAACGAGUAUUCAAGAUGAAGUUCAACUAUAAGUUCCACAAUUUGCUGGGAACAGUGUACAGAAAAGGUGAUAUAUUAUUUACAAAUGAUGGAAACUGUGUCAUUAGCCCAGUUGGUAACAAAAUAACUGUGUAUAAUUUGAAACAAAACAAAAGUAAUACCUUAUCGGUAGAAAGUAAUUUCAACUACACAGCAGUGGAUAUCUCGCCCAAUGGAUCUGUUUUAUUGGCUAUCAAUGAAAAGGGCGAAGCACAGAUGAUUAGUUUGAUCACUUGCACCGUAAUACAUCGGUACAAAUUCAAACAGCAAGUGAAUGCUGUUAAAUUCAGUCCUGAUGGAAAGUACUUUGCAGCUUGCUGUGAUUGCACAGUAUUCAUCAUGACAGCUCCUAGCACUUUCACCGGCCAGUUCCGUUCGUUCGUCAUGAAGCGGGUCUUCCAAAAGUCUCACGACGAGGUCACGUGUCUCGACUGGUCCACAUGCUCCAAACUCCUAGCAGUUGGAUCUAAAGACACCACGACAAAAAUAUACACUGUAGAUUACUUAGACAACCUCAACAUGUAUUCACUAAGCGGUCACACGGAUAAAAUAGUCGGCACAUUCUUUGAAAAGAAAAGUUUGGACCUUAUCACUGUUAGCAGGAAUGGUCAGAUUUGCUUGUGGGAAGCGAGUUUAGAUUCUGAUGAUUUGAUAGUGUCAGAGGUACAGAUAUCGCAAAGGAAGAAAAGGCGGAUGCAGAAGCAAGAAGAAGAGAGUGACGAUGAUGUUGAUGAAAAGAACGCUAUUGAAAAGGACCAAGAAAAUGAAAGUGAAGAUGAGGCCAAAGUGAAAGUUGAAAACACAAUAGCCGAAGAAAAGCGGCUACACUACAAAAAAUUAGGACGCCACUACAUCGGAGACGCUAUCCGGAACGCGCACCACAAAGUUAGGCUGACUGCCGCUCAGUAUCAUAAGAAUACCAAGAUGCUAGUCACAGGUUUCUCAAACGGCACAUUCUUCCUGCACGAGAUGCCAGACGUAAACCUGGUCCAUACGCUUAGCAUAUCCGAGCACCGGAUCAGUAGUAUUGCUAUGUCCCCGCAAGGCGACUGGAUCGCGUUCGGGUGCCCUAACAUCGGACAGCUGCUGGUUUGGGAAUGGCAGAGUGAACAGUACGUAAUGAAACAGCAAGGCCACUCGCUAGACAUGACCUGUCUAGCGUAUUCUCCCGACGGCCUUUACAUAGUCACGGGAGGGUUCGACGGGAAGGUCAAAGUCUGGAAUACGACCUCUGGCUUCUGUUUCGUGACGUUUAAUGAACACAAGUCGACGGUCACUAGUGUAGUGUUCAGUGCUAAUAAGAAGUUCUUUGUGUCUUCGUCGUUGGAUGGGACUGUUCGGUGUUAUGAUCUUACGAGGUACCGCAACUUCCGAACAUUGACGUCGCCGACGCUCGUCCAGUUCAGCUGUGUAGCUUUGGAUAGCAGCAGCGAACUGUGCGCGGCGGGCGGCCAGGACGUCUUCGACAUAUACAUCUGGUCCGUCAAGUUCGGACGGCUGCUGGACGUACACGGAGGUCACGAAGCGCCGGUGUCUUGCCUGGCCUUUAGCCCUACUCUAGCCAGUUCGAAGCUAGCAUCGGCCAGCUGGGACAAAACCGUCCGUGUGUGGAACUGCAUAGAGACCAGUUCGGACUGCGAGCCGAUACAGCUGACGUCCGACGCAUUGCAAGUGGUUUUCAAACCUGAUGGGGAGGAGAUCGCAGUCUCCACUCUGGACGGCAACAUAACCUUCUUCAACGUGAGCACCGGCGACCAGACUGGCAGUAUAGAGGGCAGAAACGACUUAGGAGCCGGCCGCGCUGAUAAAGACCUGAUCACGCCAGAGAAGAUGCUGAAAACCAAAGCGUUUACCACUAUUUGCUAUUCGGCUGACGGAUCGAGUAUCCUGGGCGGUGGCAAUUCUAAGCACGUUUGCCUGUAUAGCGUGAAGGAAGCCGUUCUCAUCAGGAAGUUUGUGAUCACACAGAACCGCUCGCUAGAUGCUGUUAACGACUUCAUAAACCGGCGGCUACUCACCGAAUUCGGCAAUAUGGCCCUGGUUGAGGAAAGGACGGACUUAGAGGGCGGUGACGUCAGCAUCCGCCUGCCUGGAGUCAAGCAGGGUGACAUGGCCGAUAGGAAAGUUAAGCCGGAGGUGCGAGUGCAUUGCGUGAGGUUCUCUCCGACGGGUGAGAGUUUUGCCGUAGCGGCUACUGAGGGCCUACUAGUGUACAGUCAAAACGCCGGACUGGAUGGAACAUUCAGGCCAUAUCGUCUAGAGAUGGGCUCCACGCCGUCAGCGGUCCGGGACUUAUUACGCGAGAAGAGUUGGGGCCUGGCGUUAGUUGGAUCGCUGCAACUCAAUGAGCAUAGUAUUAUUACGGAGUGCGUUGAGGCCGUGCCUCCUUCCGAUAUCGAACUAACAGUGUCCAGUCUAGACGACGACUACACAGAUCGUCUUCUCAUCACGAUAGCACGACUAUUAGAAGACAGCCGACAUUUAGAGCACCUUCUACUCUGGGUGCGGUCCCUGGUCACGGUGAAGAAGCGAAAGUUCCCGCCCAGCGUCUUGUUAGGGCUGGAGAAAGUCCUGACUGUGAAAUACUCGCAGCUUAGUAAGAUCUGUGACUUCAACAAAUACACCAUCCGCUGCAUCAAGACCGUGGCUGAGAUAGCGCCCAAAAUGGAAAUGGAGGUAGACGAGGCCAGCGACGAUUCAAGCGGUCGCGGCACCUUCUCCGAUUCAGAAUAAUAAAUGUAUUAUGUUAGUA